Sarcophilus harrisii (Tasmanian devil) is the source of this 1162-nucleotide messenger RNA. It is a transcript of the gene RXFP4, whose product is annotated as relaxin family peptide/INSL5 receptor 4. NCBI's taxonomy places the organism in Eukaryota, Metazoa, Chordata, Mammalia, Dasyuromorphia, Dasyuridae. Gene Ontology annotation, biological process: immune response. The record is from RefSeq and is a predicted model, not a curated record.
GGAGAGUUGCAUAAACGCCUGGCCCCGCCUCCCGAGGCGCCCUCCCGCCGCAGACCGGCCUGGCCCAGCGGCCGGCCAUGCUCCCGGGAUGCCCCCCCCCCCCCGCGUCCCCUCCCCUCCGGGCCUUGGAACCACGCCUCCGGGGGGGAAUGCUAAGGCCGGACCAGGCCGCGGUCCCCGCGGGACCCCGGCCCUUAGGGUCACAGUUGCGCUGGCUUAUGGGCUCCUGGGCCCCCUGGCUGCGCUCUGGGUGCUGGGCGGCCGGCGGGCCUCGCGUCCGACAACGGACAGCCUCGUCUUCAGCCUGGCGCUGGCCGGCCUGCGGCCGGCACUCACCUUUCCCUUCUGCGCCGCCGAGUCCGCCCCGGGCUUCCGCUGGCCCUUUGGGGGCCUUCUCGGCGAGGCCGUGCUGACGGGCGCCGUCCUCGGCGUCUCCCUCGUCACCGCUCCCGGCCUCGCGCGGUACUGGAUGCGGGCGGUGGCCGCGGGCCCCGGAGCCUGCCUCUGGCCCUCCCGGGCCCUGGGGCCGGGCCUGGCCGCCCGGGCGGCGGGUGCGGCCGUGUCUGCCCCGCCUCGUCUGCCCCGCCUCCCCAGCGUCCGCUGGCCGGCGCAGGGGGUCACGGCGGCCGCUACCUGCGGCUGCGCCGUCCUUGGGCGGAGCGCCUGCGGCGGCGGCGGGACAGGGCGGCGGGGCCGCGCGCUCGGCGCCAUCCCCGCCGCCCUUUUCUUCUGCUGGCUCCCCAACCACGCCGGCACGCUCUGGGUGCUGGUCAAGUUUGGCCUCGUGCCCUGGGACGCCACCUAGGUGCUUCACACCUGCGUCUCCCCCCUCACCGUCUGCCUGGCCGGGAGCAACAGCUGCCUCCACCCCCUGAUGCACUGCUUCCCGGGCCCUGGGCAAGGCCCUGGGCAGGGCCCUGGGCAAGGCCCUGAGCGGGCCCGGCUACCUGGGGGGCGGGGCCGAGCAAGUAGCCCUUCAGGGAGGCAGUGGGCUCUCCCCCUCCCCCUCACUCACCUGGCCGGGGGGGGGGGGGGGCGGGGAGAGCGAAGCCCAAAUGCUGGGCCCGGGGCCCCUCUUCCAUCUCCUUCCCCAGACCCCAGCACCCAUGCCGGGAAGGAGUGGUCUCAAAUUCCACCGGGCCACGACAUCUUUGAUCCUUAA